CCAAGUUCAAAAUACUGAAGAAGAAAUAAAUAAAUAAAUAAAAGAACGGAGAAACCCUCUCUUUCUGUACUCUAGACAGACACUUCACAUUCCAAGCAGCCAUCACUGUAACUUUCGGCAACCUUGUCUUCUCCUCGUUUGAGCCCAAGAUUUUUAGAGAAAUGGCUGCCAGUUUCGUUUCUAAAUGCUCUCGUGGGGACUGUUCAUUGUUCAGGGGCCUUGGUACCAAUGUUUCUAAUUUACUGAGCACAGCCACUCGAAUGACAUGGAGUAAUUUCUUAUCUCAGCAUCAAAGAACUUUCAUACAGAUGAGGACUGUUCUCAAGGUUGUGGAUAACUCAGGAGCAAAAAAGGUGAUGUGCAUACAACCUUUGAAGGGGAGGAAAGGGGCAAGGUUGGGGGACACCAUCAUUGCCUCUGUAAAGGAAGCUGCUCCAAAUGGAAAAGUGAAGAAAGGCGCGGUUGUGCGAGGUGUAGUAGUGCGUGCUGCAAUGCAGCGUGGCCGUUGUGAUGGGAGUGAGGUCAAGUUUGAUGAUAAUGCAGUAGUGAUUAUUGACAAGCAAGGCCAGCCAGUGGGGAGCAGGGUUUUUGGGCCAGUUCCACAUGAGCUGAGGAAAAAAAAGCAUGUCAAGAUCCUUGCUCUGGCAGAGCAUAUUGCCUGAGGUAUGGAUUACUUUGGUUUCUAUGUUCUAGACAUCUGGUAUAAUUUUUCAUUUAAAAAAAAAAGGAAAAUGGGUAGAGUUUUUAAAAGAGAACAAAACUGUUCUAUACUUUCGUGGAGAAUGUUAUAGCAUCCAGUGCUGAGCAACUAGUUAUCGCAGCAAAAGUCAUUGUUUUGCCCCUGGAUUUAUAUAGGUCCUGCUUUUAAUUUGCAUUA
Populus nigra (black poplar) is the source of this 877-nucleotide messenger RNA. Its product is annotated as large ribosomal subunit protein uL14mz. NCBI's taxonomy places the organism in Eukaryota, Viridiplantae, Streptophyta, Magnoliopsida, Malpighiales, Salicaceae. Gene Ontology annotation, molecular function: large ribosomal subunit rRNA binding; structural constituent of ribosome. Bases 162 to 662 code for a protein of 166 amino acids. Gene Ontology annotation, biological process: translation. The transcript has 3 exons. Gene Ontology annotation, cellular component: mitochondrial large ribosomal subunit; ribosome. The record is from RefSeq and is a predicted model, not a curated record.